UUAAAAGAAUGUGAUCUUCACAACUAAGGAAACAUCAGGCCGACUGUUAUGUUAGGGGUAUUAAAGGAUCUUCUUGAGGCGUCGACACAAACUAAACAGUGUAAGGCUGCACAGCUUUGUUUUGACACCAUGUUUGGAUCUGUACUCGGCUGAUUUUUCCCCUCAAAAAGUAAGUUUAUGUCUUAGAUGUUGGUAAGAGAGCAAGAAAGUCUGAAGUCUAGUAAGUUUUACUUAAGCAAAGGGGCAUAAAGAGGUUAAUGGACAACAGUGAGGAUGUUCCGUGCUUUAUUUUAAGUCAAUGCAAUUUACCAGUUUUCUUUCCCAGUCUAUAGGCAGUUCAUCUUAAUGUCUGUAUUUCUUGUUCAUUCACAAGGAUGUGAGUGAUAUUAUAUUUACGCCAGUGAAUUUGUGGGUGUUUAGCUUUAUCAUUGACUGAAACUUGUUUAUUUAAUUUGCAAACCUUAUUGUAUUUAUUUUUUAUUUCUUAUCUUGUUUUUCCAAAUCCUGGAAUCCAGUGCAUCAGAUGUAUUGAUAAAAUGUGACGUGCAUGCUUUUCUAUUUAAAUGUUACAUUUGUUUGUAAGUUAUAGUAGGUUAGUUGGACUCACACAGUCGAUGCAGACCGUUCAAGACUUUGAUUAGAAAAGUGGCGAAUUCUGAGAUGUGCCUUAAAGUGAAUAGAUCUUAAAUGACUGUAUAAUGCACAUUUUAAUUUAAUAUUUUCUCUUUGAAUUCCAGAUAGCUUUAAGAGUGUGCUGUGAUUUCUAUAAAGAAUUAAUUCAAGUGUGAGUAAAAUAGGGGAGUGAGGACUGAUAGAGAAUGAAGAAUGUGGGAUGGGCGAUACCGAGUGAACGGCCAAAGGACCAGCUCGUGUAGAUUAUAUAAAUAGUUUUGUCUUUGUUUCCACUUGCUCAAAUCUUCAGUGAUACUAAAGAACACUGUGAUCCUGUACACUACUGCUACUUUAAACUACAUCUUGGUUUUGCUUUUUAUAUUUUAUUUUUUCUCAGGCUAGGUUUGAUUCUUAUGCAACAUUGUAUACAGUUUAUAGCUUUAUGUGCAUUUAUAUCUUUAGAGUUAUUCAGCUAUUUAGUGCAAGAUUUUUAUGAUUUUUAAUUUUUCAUUGUCUAUAUUUUUUUAUCUUUAUUUUUAUUUUCAAAGGUUAGUUGAAUGCAAAUGAAAGUUUGUUGUUUGCCUUCUACUGUGGUUGCUAACCCAGGUGCUUUCUGGGAGAGUUUGAGCCACUUUCCAAACCCUGCUUGUUGUCUUACUCUUUCAGUAGCAGUUUCCACUUCAGUGGUCACUCUGCCAAGCUGUUACAAUUCAACUAUAAUGUGAUAAUAGUCAACAUGUAAACUGAGGAUAUUGAUGCUACUGUGAAGCUAUGCAACUCACUGUAAUUAAAAGACAUCAAGCUGAGCUCUGUACGUGUGCUUUAGUAGAAUGGAGACGUGGUUAUGAACCUUUUCUUGUUUCACCACUUUUUCUAAAUUAUGGUGUUUUUUGAUUUCUUUGCCCUCCCUGGAAUUUGAGUAAUAUUGCUCUCUGUAGCUGUGUGAUACAGUUUUACUUGCAGCACAUUUCUCUCAUAUUGACCUGUCUUUAACAGUUUCCUUUAUUUUGACCAGAUCAAAGGAGAUGUUGUACCUCUAGCUUAAUUAUUUGCAACUUAACAGCAUCACCUUGUGAAUUAUGGUGUUUUUCAUUUCUUUGCCCUGCCUGGAAUUUGAGUAAUAUUGCUCUCUGUAGCUGUGUGAUGCAGUUUUACUUGCAGCCACAAGGUGAUGCUGUUUAGUUGCAAAUAAUGUGUCAGCUAUAGGUACAACAUCCUCCGGUCAAAAUAGAGACAACUGUUGUCUGCUUCCUGUACUGUUAAAUAACCUAAAUAAGUUUAUAUGUGAACACUCAAUAUAAAAAAAUAAGAAAAACUCUUCAGUAAUAUAUCAAAACUGAAAUAUAUUAGCCUAGUGGCAACUGCAUAUUACAACCCACUUACAAUAUUUCUCUUAAAGACAAAAAAUGUUACUUUACGCUUCUCAAUUUCUCUUCCUUUGACCUCUAACUUUAACUUUAACAGUACAUGUCCCAAUGUCCUACAGCCAGAAAGCAGCCAGCAAUGCUUGUAAACUCUUAGGCUUAUAGUGUCCAUGGCAGCAAAGAAGAAAAAGGAAGACGUGCUGAAAUUUGCAGAGAUGUCAUAUUUUAAAUGUAAAUCAGUUUUAGGCUAAAUAUGACCAAUAAAUACCCAAAAGGCCACCAAAUUUGUUGCCGUUUGCAGUAACUGAUUUGCCCCAAAUUGAACAUAUUUGACGGAGUUGGAGGGCGAGUGGGUGGAUAGUAUAUGAGCGAAGGCAGCUCUCCAAUAGGAGGAAUGUCUCAGUGUGUCAUUAUGGUGUCCAUGUCAAUGCAUGUUUGGUAUUGUAAGUAUACGUUGUAAACAUCUGUGAGAAUGGGUCUGCUUUUUCUCAUGUUCUGUAAAUAUACAUCAGACAGCCUCCAUGAUAGGAAUAGUAUUGUUUUACAGCCAAAGCUCCGGAGGGGUUUUUAUUUAGCAUUCCUGCUCCAGAAUGAGCAUGAUGACUGUAAAAUGAGUCCAUCGUACUAUAAUCAACUUUACAUUAUCUGGAGUGCACACAAACCCACAAGCAUAUAUGAUGAGUGGAUGUGAUUUAGCUUUAAAUGUAUGCGUUAAAAUGCCUUUCAGAGGGAGCUAAUUCUGUCUAAAUAGUGAAAUACCACACUGCAAUUCAAGGUUAAAAUACUUUUGUAGACUCCGGCAUAGUUUUGUAUUUAAAUUUGUUUUGUUCAACACUGGACAGUGGAGGAAUAUUUCUUGCCUUUUUCUCUGAGGCACAUCUCUUCUGAUGGUGAAAUACAAAUAACUUGGGUUUGAAGCAUGCUGUGGAAUUUUCUGGAUGCUAAAUUUGGUCUCUUUCUGUUUUUUUCUUCCUCUCUAUCAAGCACAUUUCAGUUUUGUGAGUCAGGCAUGUAGGAACUAACAAAUUUAUUCCUCUAUUCAGCCACGAGCAGCUUCUAGGUUCGUCUUGAUGAACGUUUGGUUCUUCGGUUUCUAACUUUGGGAUACAAGCUGUAGGAAAAUAUUCAUUGAACUCCAGAGGCUUCGGCACUACUGUGAACUUUUAAACUGGGUGCUAUUCCACAUUAAUUGCAGUUAUUUCCUCAUCAGAGUCAAUUGUUGGUGAGCUCGUAUGUUUUGAAAACUCUCCUCUCCCGCACUAAUUGUAAAUCGCUGCCAUGUCCUCCCACGGCUUUGAGAGCUGCAGAAUAAUUCCUGUUGUGUAUUUGUGUGCAUUCCUAUCACGACUCGGUGAGAGCAGAGGGAUGUUACCACCACCCCCCAUUACCACUAAACACCACUGUCUCCUCUUUAAUUAGCCAUUCAUAGAAGGGAGAUCUACACGGCACUGACACUUUUAUCGGGACAGAUGGAGCUUGUUUAGAGGUGUGUACACCUGCAUGUGCACAGCAUAUGUACACGUUUCCAGUUGGUCAAGCAACAAAGCAGACAGAUGCACAUUAAAUGAAAUGUUUCUGCUUGCAUCCUCCCUGCCUGAUUCUCUUUGUCCCUUUUGUUGUAAAGUGAAUGGGGUUCUUGGGUCUGUGGGACUGUGCUGAUGUUUAUGUUGGGAGGGAUCCACCCUGCAAGACAAAACCCGCCGUAGACCAGAGUGGCUCGAGCUGAGCCGUGCAAAACCAUGGCUGAGGAUAGCUGAGGGCACGGUCCUGGCAUUAAGAGGGGGAUUGUGUGCCAGUUGCUGCCAUAAAUCCAAAUAUCAGAGCAGGUAUGGCUGUGAGUGUAGUAGUUUGUCUUUUCAUUUGUAUAUAUUAGGAUAUAAUCUCUGUCCCGGUGCCUAUGCUGUGCUUAAAAUAUUAUGUUGACUUACUAUUUAUGGCUGUGGUCUGCCCUCCCCACAGAUCAUGAAUAUUUGUAUGUCUGUGUAUACUGUAUAUGUGUGUGUGUGUGUGUGUGUGCUUUUUCAUUCCAGUUCCCUGCUGCAGCUUCUGUGUGUGUGUGUGGCCACACUUGAUCUACAUGUUAAGACCCACGUUUACGGAUUAUUUAUUCCGGCUUCUUGCCUCCAAGGACUGAGGUGUUGAUUCCUCUCUUCCCUGGUGGAUUCUCCUUCGUUACAUGUACACACACACACACACACACACGCACACACACGCACGCACACACACACACACACACACACACACACACAGCCCAGUCUCCCCUCAGCCUCUCCCUUCGGGCAGGGGUUAUGCAGUGUCAUGCAGGUUAGGUCUCUCUCUCUAUAGGGGUUUGCCUGGGGGUAAACCUGAGAGAAAAGGAGUGGAGUGAGUGAAAAAAAAAACAUAAAAAGAAAGAUACUUGGGGUAGAUUUGUAUUGUGAAUAGAAUCAAGGGAACGAAAAAGGGAUCUGGAGAAUGAGAGUGAGUUCAGGCAGGGUUCUGGGGGGGGGGGUGUUGUGUGAGGAGUGGGGGAGGAGAGGAGGGGUAGGGGUGGAGUCGGGGGGCUCUGCUAUUUGUAGAUCCUUGUGAUGGAUGACUGGUGUGUGUGUGUGUGUGUGUGUAAGAGAGAGAGAGAGAGAGAGAGAGAGAGAGAGAGAAAGAGUGGCUUUUUUCUCUUUCUGCUCUUUCCCUGUUCCCUCUCUCUUCAGGCGAGCAGAGCAGAGCGGGACUGACUGAGUGAGAGGAGGACAGAGACGCAGACGUGUGCAGACCAGAGCACAGCAACUCCACAAAGACAAGAGAGGAGAAGAGUUUGCCAGGAGAAAAUAAGAGAAAGAAAACAGCCUUUUUUUUUUUUUACAUCAGCAAACUGUGGUGGACGUCAUACCUACAUCAAAAGAAAUCUAGAAGAAGAACAAAAAGGAUUUUUGCUUCACAGCUAAGAGGAAAAUAUUAGUUAUAAUUUUGUUUUAUUUUGUUAUAUUCACCACAAAUAUAGAUUUAUUUUUUAGAGGACUUGGCAAGGUGUAGCAGGACUUUUUUUUUGCAGAGAAAGGUGGACAGAGUUGUUGAAGAAGAAUUGGCUGCAGUGGUGGUGAAUAUGCCCGUCAGAGGUGGCUCUUUUGGGGCAGGCAUGGGCAGGCUGGCCGGGCAGCCGCUCUGGAUGUGCGUGGUGAUGCUCUCCGCUCUGCUCCUGGGCAGUGCCAGUGCAUGCCCAGCCCUGUGUACCUGCAGUGGCACCACAGUGGACUGCCAUGGACUGGGUCUCAAAACCAUGCCAAGGAAUAUCCCCCGCACCACUGAAAGACUGGAGCUGAAUGGGAAUAACCUCACACGCAUCACCAAGAGUGACUUCGCCGGACUCAAGUACAUCCGAGUUCUGCAGCUGAUGGAGAAUCAGAUUACUGUGAUCGAGCGUGGGGCUUUUGAUGACAUGAAGGAGCUGGAGAGACUGCGACUGAACCGUAAUCAACUGCAGCAGCUUCCUGAGUUGCUGUUUCAGAAGAACCCUGCCCUGUCUCGACUAGAUCUGAGUGAGAACUUCAUCCAGUCCAUUCCCAGAAAAGCAUUCAGAGGAGCGACAGACAUCAAAAACCUUCAGCUGGAUAAAAACCACAUCGCCUGCAUCGAGGAUGGAGCCUUCAGAGCUCUGAGAGGCUUGGAAGUGCUAACGCUGAACAACAACAACAUCAGCAGCAUUCCCGUCUCCAGCUUCAACCACAUGCCCAAGCUACGAACCUUCCGUCUCCACUCCAACAAUCUGAACUGUGACUGUCAUCUGGCCUGGCUGGCCCAGUGGCUCAGACAGAGGCCUACGAUUGGUCUAUUCACCCAGUGUACUGGCCCGACUGAGCUCAGAGGACUGAAUGUGGCAGAGGUACAGAAGCACGAAUUCAGCUGCUCAGGUCACCAGGAGUCUUCCAGCCCUCAGCCGUGCAGCAUCGGCGGAGGCUCUUGCCCCGCCAUGUGCACCUGCAGUAACAACAUCGUGGACUGUAGAGGGAAAGGUCUCACCGCCAUCCCAGCCAACCUACCCGACACCAUGGCUGAGAUACGUCUGGAGCAGAAUGGGAUUAAGUCUGUUCCUCCCGGAGCCUUCUCUCCCUACAAGAAACUGCGUAGGAUAGACCUGAGCAACAACCAGAUCUCAGAGAUAGCUCCAGAUGCCUUCCAGGGCCUGCGUUCCCUCAACUCCCUCGUGCUGUAUGGAAAUAAGAUCACCGACCUGCCCAAGGGGGUGUUUGACGGCCUCUACGCCCUGCAACUGCUGUUGCUGAACGCCAAUAAGAUUCACUGCGUUCGUGCCAACGCCUUCCAGGACCUGCAGAAUCUCUCGCUGCUGUCGCUCUACGACAACAAGAUCCAAACCCUCGCCAAGGGCACCUUCACGUCACUACGAGCUAUACAGACCCUUCACCUGGCCCAGAACCCAUUUAUCUGUGACUGUAAUCUGAAGUGGCUGGCAGACUACCUGCGCUCCAAUCCCAUCGAGACCAGCGGCGCCCGCUGCGCCAGCCCUCGCCGACUCGCAAACAAACGUAUUGGACAGAUCAAGAGCAAGAAGUUCCGCUGCUCCGGUACAGAGGACACCCGUCUGAAUAACGCCUGUAACAGUGAUCCAGUGUGUCCUCCCAAGUGCCGCUGUGAGUCGAACGUGGUGGACUGCUCCAACCUGAAGCUCACCAAGAUCCCUGAGCACAUCCCGACAUCCACCAGUGAACUCCGCCUUAACAACAACGACAUCACCGCUCUGGAGGCAACGGGAGUUUUUAAGAGCCUUUCCCAGCUGAAGAAAAUUAACCUCAGCAACAACAAGAUCACAGAGAUUGAAGAUGGGUCCUUUGAAGGCGCGUCGUCCGUCAAUGAGCUUCACCUCACGGCCAAUCAGAUCGACUCGGUCCGAAGCGCGAUGUUCCGCGGCCUCGAGGGGCUGCGCAUGCUGAUGCUGAGGAACAACAAGAUCAGCUGCGUCCACAACGACAGUUUCACGGGGCUGCACAACGUCCGCCUGCUGUCUCUGUACGACAACCAGCUGACCACGAUCACUCCGGGGGCCUUUGACACUCUGCAGACUCUCUCUACCCUUAACCUCUUGGCCAACUCCUUCAACUGUGACUGCCGGCUGGGAUGGCUCGGCGAUUGGCUGAGGAGUAGGAAGAUCGUGACCGGUAACCCUCGCUGCCAGCGUCCCGCCUUCCUGAAGGAGAUCCCUCUGCAGGAUGUGGCUCUGCCUGACUUCCGCUGUGAGGAGGGCCAAGAGGAGCUGUCAAGCUGUGUGCCCAGACCCCAGUGUCCCAGUGAAUGUACUUGCCUAGAGACUGUGGUGCGCUGCAGUAACAAGCACCUCCACACAUUGCCCAAAGGCAUCCCCAGGAACGUGACUGAACUGUAUCUGGAUGGAAACCAGUUCAGUGUGGUGCCAAAGGACCUGUCUACCUUCAAAUACCUCCAGCUGGUAGACCUGAGCAACAACAAGAUCAACUCUCUGACCAACUCGUCCUUCGCUAACAUGAGCCAACUCACCACUCUAAUCCUGAGCUACAACUCCCUGCGUUGUAUCCCCAAAAUGGCCUUCAGUGGACUGCACUCCCUCCGACUGCUGUCUCUCCAUGGCAACGAAAUCUCAGAGCUCCCUGAUGGCAUCUUCAACGAUGUGGCCUCACUUUCCCACUUGGCUAUUGGCGCCAAUCCCUUGCACUGUGACUGUCGCCUGCGCUGGCUAUCUGACUGGGUGAAGACCAGCUACAAAGAGCCCGGCAUCGCCCGCUGUGCUGGCCCACAGGGCAUGGAGGGCAAACUGCUGCUCACCACACCUGCUAAGAAGUUUGAAUGUACAGGUGAUGUGGACGCCACAGUGCUGGCCAAGUGCAACCCCUGUCUGUCCAGUCCCUGUCUGAACCAAGGCAUCUGUCACAGCGACAUGGUGGAGAUCUACAGGUGCAGCUGUCCUCCAGGAUUCAAGGGCAAGAACUGUGAGACAGCUCUGAAUGCCUGCGUGAGUAACCCAUGUGCCAACGGAGGAACCUGCCAAGUGAAUGAGGAUGAGGAGGGAGAGUAUAGUUGUUCAUGUCUACUGGGCUUUGAGGGCCCCACUUGCAAAACCAACAUUGACGAAUGCGAGUACAACGACUGUGAGAACGGAGCAACCUGCAUCGAUGGAGACAACAACUACACUUGUUUUUGUCCCCCCUACUACACAGGGGAGAUGUGCGAAGAAAUGGAGGAUGUGUGUGCCCCAGGACGGAGCCCCUGCCAACAUCAGUCUACCUGCCUCAUCACCUCCACUGGACCCAAGUGUGUGUGCUCUCCUGGUUACAUUGGUGAUGACUGCAGUGUAGACUAUGACGACUGUGAGGAGCACCGUUGCCAGAAUGCAGCUCAGUGUGUGGACGAGCUGAAUGGAUACUCCUGCGUCUGCCCUGAAGGAUACAAUGGUCAGUUGUGUGAGGUUCCCCCAUCUCCGCUGUCCCUGUGUGAGCUGGCCGACUGCCAGAACAACGCCCCGUGCGUGGAGCUAGGCGGGCGUGCCCUCUGCCAGUGUCCUCCGGAGUUUGGCGGGCCACGCUGCGAGAAGCUGGUCAGCGUCAACUUCAUCGACAGAGACUCCUACCUACUGCUCUCUGACCUCAAGAACUGGCCACAAGCUAACAUCACCUUACAGGUCUCAACAGCUGAGGAUAAUGGUAUCCUGCUGUACAAUGGAGACAAUGAUCACAUUGCAGUGGAGCUCUACCAAGGUCAUGUCAAGGUCAGCUAUGACCCUGGCAGCCAGCCAGGACAUGCCAUCUACAGCACUGAGACAAUCAACGAUGGCCAGUUCCACACAGUGGAGCUAGUGACCUUUGACCAGAUGAUGAACCUGUCCAUUGACGGGGGUCUCCCUACCACAAUGGACAGCUUUGCGGCAGCGCGGCCCCUCAACGGGGAGGCUCCACUAUACGUGGGGGGUAGGGGCCCUCUCCAGAACACACCUCCCUCCUCUGCAGGCAUGCCAGUGGAUGUACACUCCGGCGCUUUCCGUCUCUGGCAGCUCCAGAAUGGUUCCAGUUUCCACGGCUGUAUCCAGAACCUGUACAUUAACAAUGAGCUCCAGGAUUUCACCAAGACCCAGAUGAAGCCUGGCGUGGUACCGGGCUGUGAGCCCUGCAAGAAGAUCUACUGUGUGCAUGGCAUCUGCCAGCCUGAUGGGGUCCAGGGACCAGUAUGCCACUGCCAGCCAGGCUGGAAUGGGCCGCAAUGUGACCAGCCAUCUACCAACCCCUGCCAGGGCAGCAAGUGCGUCCAUGGACAGUGCAUCCCACUGGACACUCAGUCGUACCGCUGUGAGUGUGAGGACGGUUACCGCGGUGCCCUGUGUAACCAACAGGGUGAGCUGUUCAACCCCUGCCGUCGCCUGUCCUGCAAACACGGUCGCUGCCAGAUCUCAGACACAGGAGAUGCCUACUGUCACUGUGAAAGUGGCUACACUGGGGAACUGUGUGAUGCAGAGUCUGAAUGCCGGGGGGAACCUGUGCGAGACUUCUACCAGGUGCAGCGAGGCUACGCCAUCUGCCAAACAACACGCAUGGUCUCCUGGGUGGAGUGCACCGGCGCUUGCGAUACGGGGUCCUGCUGCGCCAGCCAGCGAAUGAAACGCCGGAAAUACACCUUUGAAUGCAGCGAUGGAACCUCCUUCAGCGAGGAAGUGGAAAAGACCAUCAAGUGCGGCUGCUCGGGCUGCAUGUAGCACCAUUCACUCACAUUUCCUGCCUCUGCCGCCGAGCAGAAGAUAGAAAGAAAGGAAGGAAGAAAGCGGACUGGAGGAAAGCGAGGGAGGGAAAGAAUAGAAAGAGAGAGAGUAUAAAGAAUAUAUAUAAAACCUCUAUCUAUAUAUUAUGGACAACAAUGUUUGUAAAAUAGGACAUUUCCUCCCCUUCCAAGGGUGUGUGACCUACAGUAACACAGAGAAACCAACAUCAUGAGCAACAAUGUAAAAGUGACAACAACAGCAACAGAACCAUUGUAUCUGCAACAUUGUUCCAAGGGGUCCAGAGAUUUCAAAGGUGUUGCAUUCAGAGUGAGGCAUCCCUCCAACCCAAAUUACCCAGUGUGAAUUCCCCAUCCAUCUGUGAGGCCUCUGACAGCCUAGCCACCAUCUACCAUCUUUACUUCGUGGAGGCAGUGAGGACAGUGGGGUCCAGCCUGGCUAAGAAUGGCAGAAGAGAGGCAGAGAAAGACAAAAAGACAGAAACAGGGGGAUGAGAAGAGAGCUGGACCGUUUGACUUGGCAAAGCUAUCUUGAGUUGAGCUUGGCUGGGUUACCUGGACUGGGCUGGAUAUGGUUUGGGUUGAGUUAAAGUUGUUAUUGGUUUGGUGUAGCAAUUUCUCUGCCAGGAUACAGUCAUCCAUCCACACAUGCACAUGUAGAAGUGAACAAAGAAAAGGUAGGGUUAGAGUGGCACAUAAUCCAGUGCGGAUGUCGUGGCUUCGAGGCCAGGUGGUCUGGCGUCACAGUUGUUUGCUGUGAGGUACCGUAACGUAGAAACUCCAUAAAAAUAGAGACUGCACUGACUAGCAGCACUGAAAAACGACAGUCGAACACCUCUCUGAAGUACAUGAUCACACACGCAUGGCAUACAUACAUCUACACAGUCUUAAAACUUGUAAAAGUGAGAGGGCUCGUGUGGUGCAACUAUCUAUUCUGUUCGUACAGCAAAACCAAUCUGGUGCUGGCAGUGCCCAGUGGUUGUCAGUCCCCCAGCAUGCAUUGCCUCAGGGUUAGGAUGAUUUGCAUAAUCCCACCCCCCUUUGAGCAGGAGGCUGUUUAGCCCUGCUCCUCUUGAUGCCUGCAGUAUUAAACUUGUGCAAACUGUUGCAUGUGUGGAGAAGAGUUUGCCAACAAAUAUGUAGAGCUUCUUAAUAUCAUUAUAAAUGUUAUUACAAAACAAAAGGUUGCAGAAUCAUCUUCUGAUUUUUUGUUUUGUUCUGUCUAAUUUCUCAUAUUGAUUUGUUUCUAUUUUUGUUAUAUUUUGUUAUAUUUUGUCUCAUGAUGUAACCUAACUCCUUUAGCCGUCCCCCCCCACCCCCAACCCUCCCCAACAACUCUUUAUAUAGAAAUGCCUAACAGAUUCUAAUAUAUAUAUAUUUGUAUUUCAUUUUGGUAUAGUAUUUUUCUAUGUUAAAGAGUAAGUCUGUUUCUGGAAGCUUUGGGACUGGUGGAAAGGCAUUCAGUUGGUUCCCUAGGUGUUUUUAUUUGUUGAUCUCACUUGCUCCAACAAGGUAAUUCAUUACGUUAAUUGGCCAAAAAUACAGCAGCUGGUUGGUCUUGUUGUAUAGGAGGCAGUAUUGGUCUAGAAAUAUGUUUAAUAUUGUAUAUGUUGUCUUCCAUGUGAAUAUUACAUCUAAUUCAUGAGAGUCUGUGCUUGAUUUUAUUUAUUUUAUCUAAAGGCGUUUUCCUGUAGAAAGUGAAAGGCAUAAAUGUUGCUGACUUUCAAAUAUUUUCAAAAAUUUCAAAAAGAUGAAAAAAGCUAAAAUAAUGAAUAAAAAAAAUCUGUAAGGUAUUUGUAACAUCACUUAAUAGCGAGUUACGACAGUGUUUUCCUCCUCUCCGGCUCAGACAUUCCUCAUUUGCUGCAGGAGCUGGAGAGGUCAGAGCUGGGAUUAAGAGAUGUCCCCCUCAAAUUGACCUUGUAAUUACCAUACCACACUUAAAGGCUUCUGAUUGUUUUCAUGUUCAUUUUGUUGAAGUGUUGGGUUGUAUUUCUAUAAUUUUAAUUUGAGAGAUGUUUGCCAUAGAGGUGUUUUUAGUUCAACAGAGUUAAAGUAGUCAAGCUCAACUGAUCAUAAGCUGCUGUCAAGCCAGAAGAAAUAGGAUGAAAUUGCUUCUGAGGACAAUGAUCAUGUCAAGAUAAAUCAUCCUAGAUCUGUCUGAAUAGGCAACUGUGUGAAGCAUUACAUGCCUACUACUGACGGAUCAUAAACGAGAAAGGUCUGGACAUUUCAAUGUCAGUUCUGACUGGCUAUCCACACAAAAAAAGAAGAAAUGGUGCCAAUUACAGUGAACACAACAGUCAUACCUGAAUGUAUAAAUGUGUAUAGAUAAAUAUGACCUAUGCUUAUUCAUGAAGUGGUAACUUUUAGCUGUUAUUUAGUUUCCAAUGUAAGAUAUAGAAAUCACAUACUGUUCAAUAAGUGACAGUCCAUCAGGAUGGCUUAAGGCAUUGUUCUCCCUGCAGAUUGGGAUUGUGUUUAUCCAUUUUGCUGAUCUAAAUGUUAAAAGUCUCUUUAUAGUGUGAAAGGCUGCAGGGCCAGAUCUCAGCUUGGUACAAUGCACACAGAGCUCCUAUUCAUAUUGCUACCCAUGUUAACUUUGUUUUACAUGCUGUUGAUGUGAUCCCAGUGGUGUACAAUAACAUUAAAAGAUCUCAUAAAGGAUACUGAUGAACAGUCACUGUAACUCUUAGGCUGUGUGCCUCGUAAAGGUGCAUAUUUAGUCGAAUGUGGCUUUCUUUUCAUGUCUCCUUUCCUUCCUCUGCACUGAUCUGUACUGGACUGGUGCAUUCAACUUCCUGGUAGACAUCUUAGUGGUGCUUGUGCUAUAUUGAGAUGUAAUUCAGUUAUCUGGUCACAUGACCAGAAACACAGAUUUUCCAUCCUAUGAACUAUAUACAUAAAUAUGUUAUUGUAACACAAUGUCUCUGUUGUAUUGAACUGGUGCAAAAACUUAAGAAAUAUCCCUCGUUGGGUUCUGUCUAUUAGCUUUUUUGUUACAGGAUUGAUGGUGGGAUUAAACUGAAAAACUCCCAAUAAUGCUGAAUGUAUGUAGUGCCACCGACAAAAUGUUUACCAAACCUCCACUCUUUUUCAUUAAUUAAACUUAAAUGUGUGUGCUUUUAA
Molecule: messenger RNA, 12830 nt
Organism: Sebastes umbrosus (honeycomb rockfish)
Lineage: Eukaryota; Metazoa; Chordata; Actinopteri; Perciformes; Sebastidae
Gene: slit1a
Product: slit homolog 1a (Drosophila)
Exons: 37
Coding region: 5056-9681 (1541 amino acids)
Biological process (GO): negative chemotaxis; axon guidance
Molecular function (GO): heparin binding; Roundabout binding; calcium ion binding
Source: RefSeq, a predicted model, not a curated record